AUGAUUAUGCUGUUUUUGAGUUUCACCUGCAGGAUGAAGGAAUAUUUGACAAACUGCACAGCCCAGAGUGAAUUUCACCUCUCAGGUUUUUCUCUCUCCGAUACUUUCCAGCCAGUGCUUUUCAGUGGGACAGUGGUAAUGUUUUUAUUAACGGUGUUGGGGAACCUGAUCUUUACUGGUCUGGUGUACACCACCCCUGAGCUGCACACACCUAUGUACUACUUCCUGUGUAACCUCUCAAUUGAGGACAUGAUUUACGUUUCUUCUACUUUACCAAAGCUUUUAGCCAUUACAAUAACCUCUGACACCAGAAUAAUGUUCCCUGAAUGCAUUGCACAAAUGUUCCUCUUUACGUUUUGUGUCGGGACGGAAUUUCUACUUCUAAGCUCCAUGGUGUAUGACCGCUAUGUGGCCAUCUGUGUCCCUUUGCGUUAUACUAUCAUCAUGAACAAGGAUGUGUGUGUUGGAUUAUUCUCAUUGCCCUGGCUCAUGGGAUUUCUGAAUGCACUGAUUCAUGCUGUGUUGGUCUCACAUUUAUCCUUCUGCUAUUCCCACAACAUUAAUCAUUUCUUCUGUGACCUGAAGACCAUGAUAGCGCUCUCCAGUGAUGACAUUACCACCAUUGAGAUGCUGGUGGCUGUUGAAUGUGUAUUCUUGGGAGUAAUACCUUUCGUCAUGAUAUUAAUGUCUUAUACCUGUAUAAUCACUGCAAUUCUAAUGAUACGUAGCUCAACUGGGAGAGUCAAGGCGUUCUCCAGCUGCUCAUCCCAUCUCACCAUAGUGGUAUUAUUCUAUGGUGUGUCACUCAGUUCCUAUAUGAUCCCAGAGUCACUGCAUUCCCAGGAACAAGAUAAGGUGCUGUCCCUUAUUUACACCGCUCUGGUCCCAAUGUUAAACCCUCUAGUUUACAGUUUGAGAAACAAGCAGGUCCUGGGAGCUAUAGACGCCUUAGUGAAAAGGUGCUUAAAAUGUCUCUCAGCUUGA
Messenger RNA from Bufo gargarizans (Asiatic toad), 984 nucleotides. Its product is annotated as olfactory receptor 1G1-like. NCBI's taxonomy places the organism in Eukaryota, Metazoa, Chordata, Amphibia, Anura, Bufonidae. Gene Ontology annotation, biological process: G protein-coupled receptor signaling pathway. The record is from RefSeq and is a predicted model, not a curated record. Gene Ontology annotation, cellular component: membrane. Gene Ontology annotation, molecular function: G protein-coupled receptor activity; olfactory receptor activity.